Molecule: messenger RNA, 2195 nt
Organism: Benincasa hispida (wax gourd)
Lineage: Eukaryota; Viridiplantae; Streptophyta; Magnoliopsida; Cucurbitales; Cucurbitaceae
Product: Tic22-like family protein
Biological process (GO): protein transport
Source: RefSeq, a predicted model, not a curated record
AGAAUAUGAAUCGGUGGGUAUGGUUUGAAUGAAUUGUCAUUUCAAUUUUCACAAUCCUCAUCCCCUUCUUCUUCUUCUUCUUCUUCUUCUUCUUCUUCUCUCUCUGCGUCCUUCUCUGCCUAAGUUAAAAAUGCAAAGAAUCUAAAACAGCAGGUCGCAUCAGAAGGGAUUUUGUCAAAGCUUUCAUGGCCUUUCAGAUUGAACCUCCUAAUGAACCCCACGAACAAAACCCACUUAAAUUCAUUACCCAUUUCUUCCAUUCUUCUACCUCCAAUUUCUCUACCCUUUUCGCCAAUCCUCAAUCGAUUCCCCCAUUUUCCCUGCAACCCUCCUCUUCUAGGCUUUGUAUUCCAGUCGCGUCCCCAGCUUCCCGGAAACCCCCUUUUCUCUCCCAUUCAGGUUUUCACUCAACUCAUCAUGACCUCGACUCCUCCAAAUCUGCGGCUGUAAAGGGUUUGUCGUCGUCGCCUGAGUUCAGCUCUGGUUUUCCGUCGACACUCAGAAUUUCAGGCCUCAAUUCCGAUGGAAAAGCUGGCGGCCCAGCAUUUGUUGGCCAGGUCUUUAGUAUGUGCGACCUUUCUGGGACUGGUCUUAUGGCUGUCUCGACUCAUUUCGACAUCCCUUUCAUUUCUAAGAGAACUCCAGAGUGGCUUAAGAAGAUGUUCUCAACCAUUACUAAGAGUGAAAGAAAUGGCCCCAUAUUCCGCUUCUUUACUGAUUUAGGUGAUGCAGUUACAUAUGUUAAGCGACUGAAUAUUCCAAGUGCUGUGGUGGGGGCUUGUCGUCUUGAUUUAGCAUACGAGCAUUUCAAGGAAAAACCUCAUCUAUUUCAGUUCAUUCCGAAUGAGAAACAAGUUAAAGCAGCAAACAAGCUUCUUAAAGGCCUACCUCAAAAUGGUGGAAGCAAAAAGAUUGAUGGUGUUCCUGUGUUCAGUGCCCAGAACUUGGAUAUUGCAAUAGCAACUACUGAUGGGAUAAAGUGGUGUGUCAUUUUUUUGGGGUACACUCCCUAUUUUUUUGAUAAAAACAUGCUCGAUAAUAUUCUUGAAGAAUCUGUUGAUCAGCAUUUUCAUGCUUUAAUCCAAACACGGCGUUUGCAGCGCCGAAGGGAGAUAGUUGAUGAUAAUGCAGCAGCCGAAGUUCUUGAAGAGAUGGGUGAUAGUUUGUUGGAGCCUCCAGAGGUUCAAGAAGUGAUGGAUGAGAUGGGCAACCCUGGAAUACCCUUGAGUGUCAUCUCUAAGGUUGCCGAAAUGCAACUUCUUUAUACCGUUGAUAAAGUAAUUCUUGGAAAUAGAUGGUUGCGUAAAGCUGUUGGUAUUCAGCCCAAAUUCCCUUACAUGGUCGACUCAUUUGAGAGAAGGAGUGCAGCUUCUCUCCUAAGAAACUCAGAGUCUGCUAGUGGUCUUACCAACUCUGAAUCAGUGAAGGAAACCAAAGAACUUCAGUAUUAUAGUUCAUCACCUCUCAACAUUCAAGAUAAUAGGGAAACCAAUCAAGAACCUAAGCAGCAUUUCUUCAAUCCUUUUAGAAAUUGGUUUAAUCAUAUCUGGUCAAAACAACGCCAAAGAGAUGACUUUCCUCAGGAACGUAUGAAACAAAAUGUGCAGCCAAGUCCUUUUCUCCCCAAAAUAACAAUGGUAGGUAUAUCUACUGGUGACUCGGGGCAGACAAGUAAAGCCAAUUUAAAGAAGACGAUGGAAGAUUUGACUAAAGAACUAGAGCAUAUAGAUCAGGGAAAUGGUGCUAGUCAUAACGAGUACGAAUUCAACAAUGAAGAAAGGGAUCCAUUAUUUGUUGCAAAUGUCAGUCAUUUCUGCUCUGGCUUGUCAAAGGCAGGAUCAGCUCGGUGGGUUCGAGGAAAUGAUUAAAGGACCUUUCUAAUGUCAUGCUCCUGAACUACUCUUUUAACAACUCCACUUUCCCGGGUAUGAAGUUAUGGCAUACUUCCCUGACUGGGUGUAGUUUUUCAAUUUGCCAAAUAUGAAAUCCGGUGCUGUGUAUGGUAGUUGCUUAGAUAGUUUGAAAAUGGUAUGUGUUGCCUGUGUAUGGUAGUUGCUUAGAUAGUUCGAAAAUGGUAUGUGUUGUAUCAACAGAAUGAAAAGCAAAAGAGGUAGAAGGAAAAAUCCCUCUUGUUAUUUUUUCAGACAAUUUUGAUCAAUAAUGAAAUGAAAUUUUGGCUUCAAUUAAAUAGUUAA